Messenger RNA from Marmota flaviventris (yellow-bellied marmot), 1717 nucleotides. It is a transcript of the gene Mab21l1, whose product is annotated as mab-21 like 1. NCBI's taxonomy places the organism in Eukaryota, Metazoa, Chordata, Mammalia, Rodentia, Sciuridae. The record is from RefSeq and is a predicted model, not a curated record.
UCUUCUGACAUAUACACACGCACACUCACCCCGACGCACACUCAGCCCACUUUUCCUCCAUCUGAUUAACAGUCUUCUACACACAAUGAUUACGGGAAAGCGUAAAUAAAUACGGAAAGGGGUGAUUAUUUUGACUACUGGAAGAGCUUUGCUGGGUCUCAGCGCAACUUUUGUUUUUAUUACUGAGAAGGUGAUCUCUCCAUGCAUUUCUCUCACACAAGGAUUCUUUAAAAGGCGAAGAGAGACAGAGAAAGGGGGGGAGAAUAAUCUUUCACUUUAAGACCGGCUGGGCUCAAAGAUAAAAGCAAGGGGAAAGCGGCAGCAGCGGGGAAGCCACCGCUGCAGCACGUCGGAAAGACACUUUUGACGUUUCUGAGCGCUGCGGCCCAUUUCUCCACCGAAGUUGGCUCCAGCUCUAGCAGCCGCAUUGGAUCCCACAGCUUACUGCGAGACUCCGGUAUACAAUCCGGAUCUCUGCCCCAACAUGAUCGCGGCCCAGGCCAAGCUGGUCUACCAUCUGAAUAAGUACUACAAUGAAAAAUGCCAAGCCAGGAAAGCUGCCAUUGCCAAAACUAUCCGGGAAGUCUGUAAAGUAGUUUCCGACGUACUGAAGGAAGUGGAAGUGCAGGAGCCCCGGUUCAUCAGCUCUCUCAACGAGAUGGACAAUCGCUACGAGGGCCUGGAGGUCAUCUCCCCUACCGAAUUUGAAGUGGUGCUUUAUCUUAACCAAAUGGGGGUGUUCAACUUCGUGGACGACGGCUCGCUGCCCGGCUGCGCGGUGCUGAAGUUGAGCGACGGGCGCAAGAGGAGCAUGUCCCUCUGGGUGGAAUUCAUUACCGCCUCCGGCUACCUCUCGGCGCGCAAAAUCCGGUCCAGGUUUCAGACGCUGGUGGCUCAGGCAGUAGACAAAUGUAGCUACAGGGAUGUGGUAAAGAUGGUGGCUGACACCAGCGAAGUGAAACUGAGAAUCCGAGAUAGGUACGUGGUGCAGAUUACCCCAGCUUUCAAAUGCACCGGGAUCUGGCCAAGGAGUGCUGCCCACUGGCCACUUCCCCACAUCCCCUGGCCAGGACCCAACCGGGUGGCAGAGGUCAAAGCGGAAGGGUUCAAUCUCUUGUCCAAGGAGUGCCACUCCCUGGCCGGCAAACAGAGCUCGGCAGAGAGCGACGCCUGGGUGCUGCAGUUCGCGGAAGCCGAGAACAGACUGCAGAUGGGGGGCUGCAGAAAGAAAUGCCUCUCCAUCCUUAAAACCUUGCGGGAUCGUCACCUUGAACUGCCGGGUCAGCCCCUGAACAAUUACCACAUGAAGACUUUGGUUUCCUACGAGUGUGAAAAGCAUCCCCGGGAAUCAGACUGGGACGAGUCUUGCCUCGGUGAUCGGCUAAACGGGAUUUUGCUGCAACUCAUCUCCUGCCUGCAGUGCCGGCGGUGUCCCCACUACUUCCUACCGAACUUAGAUCUGUUUCAAGGCAAACCUCACUCGGCUCUGGAAAACGCUGCCAAACAAACGUGGCGACUGGCAAGAGAGAUCCUGACCAACCCGAAAAGUUUGGAAAAACUUUAGAGGAUGAUCUAAUCAAGAGCCUAAGUGAUUACUCGUCUCUCUUAAGUCCUAAUUAAAUGAAAAAUUCCUGUUCAAUUCCUAUCUAAUAUUCCAUUCGCCAGUGCAAACACUCUCUUCCUUAAAAAGGAGUAAUACAAUGCUUAGGCAUCAUCU